This is a messenger RNA of Populus trichocarpa (black cottonwood), 1262 nucleotides long. Its product is annotated as protein BOBBER 1. Gene Ontology annotation, biological process: protein folding. The record is from RefSeq and is a predicted model, not a curated record. The transcript has 6 exons. Lineage: Eukaryota; Viridiplantae; Streptophyta; Magnoliopsida; Malpighiales; Salicaceae. Gene Ontology annotation, cellular component: cytoplasm. The coding region runs from base 147 to 1016 and encodes 289 amino acids.
GUUCUAUAACCCUCGACGGAACUCGUUUUCUCACUCUUUCUGGUUUUCCCAUCUUCACUUCUAAAAAAAACCCUCGAACGAGAGAGAACUCCUCAACUCACACUCACCGAGUCAACUCGGUUGAAGAGAGCAAAAACAACCCAAAAAUGGCAAUACUUUCUGAUUACGAAGAAGACCAAAACGACAAAAAAUCAUCACCGUCGCCAUCCUGUACUUCUCCCAAGACGCCGAUGUUUACGGCAGCAUUUAAUCCACAAAACCCCAUAAGGAUUGUGGAGACGGUUCUUGAUUUCUUGGGGAAAGAGAGUAAUUUUCUUGAGAAGGACACGGCGGAGAAGGAGAUCUUUGCUGUGGUGAAGAGGGCAGUGGAGGAGAAGAAGAGGAAGAAGGCGGAGGAAGAAGCGAAGGUGAAGGAGGAGAACAAGAGGUUGAAGAAGGAGGAGGUGAAGGAAAAUGAGGAGAAGGUGCAGGAGGGAGAGAAUAAAGAGCAGAGUGCAAAGAGAGUUCCAAAUAAGGGAAAUGGUCUUGAUCUGGAGAAAUAUUCCUGGACACAGACCUUGCAAGAGGUUAAUAUACAAGUUCCAGUCCCUUCUGGAACAAAAUCAAGAUUUGUUGUAUGUGACAUAAAGAAAAACCAUCUAAAAGUUGGACUCAAGGGUCUGCCCCCAAUAAUUGAGGGAGAGCCUUAUAAGCCUGUCAAGGUUGAUGAUUGUUACUGGAGCAUAGAGGACCAGAAUACAAUCUCAAUCCUUUUGACAAAGCAUGACCAAAUGGAUUGGUGGAAAUCUUUGGUGAAAGGAGAUCCAGAAAUUGAUACUCAGAAAGUUGAACCUGAAAACAGCAAGCUAUCUGAUCUGGAUGCUGAAACGCGGCAAACUGUUGAAAAGAUGAUGUUUGAUCAGAGACAGAAGAAGAUGGGCCUUCCAACCAGUGAUGAGAUGCAGAAACAGGAGAUUCUGAAGAAGUUCAUGGCUGAGCAUCCGGAGAUGGAUUUCUCAAAGGCGAAGAUAGCAUAAAAUGGGAGUUUUUGUGUCUCCUGUUUUGAAAUUGGGCCGAGGUGUCUACUUUGAUCUAGUGUAUUUCUUCUUGGUGGGCUUGAAUGGUUGAACCAUGUUAAUAACUUUAACAGUUCUCUUUUGGUGGGUGGCUGAUCGAUACAUCUUCAUAGCAAGUUUGCAAGUGUUUUUUUGUCGAGGCUUAAAAAAUCUAGACUGGCAAGCUUUUCAGAGCUAGAUAUAGUAAAAUUCUCCUUUUUCAUGCCC